GGCCAAGCUGUCCUCGGUGGGGAGCAUCUCGGAGGAGGAGACGUGCGAGAAGCUCAAGGGCCUGAUCCAGCGGCAGGUGCAGAUGUGCAAGCGGAACCUGGAGGUGAUGGACUCGGUGCGCCGCGGCGCCCAGCUCGCCAUCGAGGAGUGCCAGUACCAGUUCCGGAACCGGCGCUGGAACUGCUCCACGCUCGACUCCCUGCCCGUCUUCGGCAAGGUGGUGACGCAAGGGACUCGGGAGGCGGCCUUCGUGUACGCCAUCUCUUCAGCAGGUGUGGCCUUCGCGGUGACGCGGGCGUGCAGCAGUGGGGAGCUGGAAAAGUGUGGCUGUGACCGGACAGUACACGGGGUCAGCCCCCAGGGCUUCCAGUGGUCAGGAUGCUCCGACAACAUCGCCUAUGGCGUGGCCUUCUCACAGUCGUUCGUGGACGUGCGGGAGAGGAGCAAGGGGGCCUCGUCCAGCCGGGCCCUCAUGAACCUCCACAACAAUGAGGCCGGCAGGAAGGCCAUCCUGACGCACAUGCGGGUGGAGUGCAAGUGCCACGGGGUGUCGGGCUCCUGCGAGGUAAAGACCUGCUGGCGAGCCGUGCCGCCCUUCCGCCAGGUGGGCCACGCCCUGAAGGAGAAGUUUGACGGUGCCACCGAGGUGGAGCCGCGGCGUGUGGGCUCCUCCAGGGCGCUGGUGCCGCGCAACGCGCAAUUCAAGCCGCACACCGACGAGGACCUGGUGUACUUGGAGCCCAGCCCGGACUUCUGCGAGCAGGACAUGCGCAGCGGUGUGCUGGGCACGCGGGGCCGCACGUGCAACAAGACAUCCAAGGCCAUCGACGGCUGUGAGCUGCUGUGCUGCGGCCGCGGCUUCCACACGGCACAGGUGGAGCUGGCCGAGCGCUGCAGCUGCAAGUUCCACUGGUGCUGCUUCGUCAAGUGCCGGCAGUGCCAGCGGCUGGUGGAGCUGCACACGGCCACUGGAAAGGGAAUGGGCAGAUACCAGGCCAAGGGCAGAGGGUUCAUUUCAGCCCUCCAUGAGCAGCUGGAGGUGCAACUUCUGUGGGACCUUCAGGCAGAAGAGCAGGCCCGAUACUGGGCCAUCUCACUGGAUGAUGGAGAAGACAGGGAUGUUCGUGCCCACUUUGUAGCAGCGGGGACAAUGCCCCGCGGGUCCCAGAGCAGCAAGAUGCAGAGGCAGAGCCGCAAGAGCCCUCCAGCCAAGGCUCCUCCAGGCUCCUGCACCUAA
Myotis brandtii (Brandt's bat) is the source of this 1237-nucleotide messenger RNA. RefSeq names its product wingless-type MMTV integration site family, member 4 (gene WNT4). Gene Ontology annotation, cellular component: extracellular region. Gene Ontology annotation, biological process: multicellular organism development; cell fate commitment; canonical Wnt signaling pathway. Gene Ontology annotation, molecular function: frizzled binding; cytokine activity. Bases 83 to 1237 code for a protein of 384 amino acids. The transcript is spliced from 6 exons. Lineage: Eukaryota; Metazoa; Chordata; Mammalia; Chiroptera; Vespertilionidae. The record is from RefSeq and is a predicted model, not a curated record.